GUUGCUUCCAUGACCUGGCUAUUGUAAAUACAGCUUCAGUGAACAUUGGGCUGCAUGUGUCUUUUUGAAUUAUGCUUUUCUCUGGAUAUAUGCCCAGUCGUGGGAUUGCUGGGUCAUAUGGUAAUUCUAUUUUUGGUUGUUCAAGGAACCUCCAUACUGUUCUCCAUAGCAGGUGUACCAAUUUACAUCUGGUGUGAUAGCUUUUUAAGUGAAGUUUGAGGUGAUCCACUAAGGGUCAGGACCUGAAGCUUAAGAGACUGGCCCAGGGGCCACUUUGAGUUGUCUGAGGCAGCCUUCUCCAUCAGUGGGAAUGAGAUUUAUCCCAGCUGACCUUUCCUCCUAUAGCAUGCGUGAGAAGGCUGUUCGAGAGCUGCUUACCCGGCACUGCCAACUGUUGGAGACCCCUGAAUCUUGGGCUAAGGAGACUUUCCUGACUGAGAAGCUUUGUGUGCCUGCUGAAUGGAUUCAUGAGGCCAAAGCAGUGCGAGCACACAUGGAAUCCGACAAGCACUUGGAGGCCCUCUAUUUAUUUAAAGCAGGGCACUGGAACCGCUGCCACAGACUCAUCAUCCGACACUUAGCUUCUGAUGCCAUUAUUAAUGAGAACUAUGACUACCUGAAGGGGUUCUUGGAAGACCUGGCACCUCCAGAGCGCAGCAGCCUAAUCCAGGACUGGGAAACAUCUGGGCUUGUUUACCUGGACUACAUUCGGGUCAUUGAAAUGCUCCAUCAUAUACAGCAGGUGGAUUGCUCAGGUUAUGAGCUAGAGCAGUUACACACCAAAGUGACCUCCCUGUGCAACCGCGUAGAGCAGAUCCAGUGUCACAAUGCCAAGGAUCGCCUGGCUCAGUCAGAUAUGGCCAAACGCGUAGCCAACCUGCUGCGGGUGGUACUGAGCCUUCAGCAUGCCCCUGAUGCAACCUCCGACUCAACGCCAGACCCUCAGCGAGUCCCUUUGCGCCUCUUGGCUCCCCAUAUUGGCCGGCUCCCCAUGCCUGAGGACUAUGCCUUGGAGGAACUGCGCGGCCUCACGCAGUCCUACCUGCGGGAACUGACUGUUGGGAGCCAGUGAGCCCCAGGCUCCUCCCACCACACUCACAUGCUCAUCCACACUCACCACACAGAGGUUCCCUGCAUUGAGUUUAUUGGCACCGUUUACCAUUCUCUGGGUUGGCUGUGGAAUCCACCCUCCCUUCCUGCUGCCCAAGCAGCAACCUCCAGUUGUUCAGGGCUUUCUUAUACUAAAUAUAGCAUAAGGGCUUUUGGUACCCCAAAAAUGGAGCCAAGUCUCUUUUUACCAUCCUGAAGACUGUUCUUUUUUUCCCUUUUUUUUUUUUUUUUUUAAUGGUCAGUAAAGCACCUUUGGCCGAAUUCCCCAAUCCCCAAAGAACUAGGGAAUGCUUUUCCUCCCUCAGCCAUUCUGGAUCUUGUGACUCUCAACGCCAACCUGCUACCCUACUCCUACUCCUGCCCUUUUAUACUAGGACUGUUUAAAAUGAGUGGGAUAGGUGGUGGGACAAAUGUGAUCUAGGUCUGUCCUUCCUUAACAGGUGAACUAUCCACAGAAGGAAAGAGAAUCUGUCUCUGAAGUAGGUUGAUGAUUAACACUGACUUUUGGAGUCAGAGGAGGAUUGGACUGAGGAAGCAGAACAGGGUCUUUCUGACUCAUUUAGGGUAGAAGUGAGUGCCUGCCAUGGAGGGGUGGGGCUCCAAGGCUUGAUUGUUCUUGUCUUGAAUGUUCCAUGAACACCAAACCUUCCCUAUGCAGGAGCCCUUGGUCACAGAUCACACGUCUCUGGGAAACUCCCAGAACUCAGUUUGGUGCCUGGUUUUCAGACAUCUUGCUAGGCCUCCUCCUGUCUGGAUUUGCCUGAAGAGUUUGGAUGAAUCGUGGCAGGUUUGGUAGCCCUCCCUGUCCCUCCCAUUCUAGCCCAAAGCAUUUCCCACCCUCCAUCUACAGUUCCAGAAGGUAAAAUUGUCACUGAGGCAGGCAAGGAGCUGGGCUUCAGGCGCAGGCAGAGGGCCUUUGCUACACUGCUGCCCACAGCUAUGGGGAGCCCCA
Molecule: messenger RNA, 2062 nt
Organism: Hippopotamus amphibius kiboko
Lineage: Eukaryota; Metazoa; Chordata; Mammalia; Artiodactyla; Hippopotamidae
Product: nuclear pore complex protein Nup98-Nup96-like
Exons: 4
Coding region: 311-1072 (253 amino acids)
Source: RefSeq, a predicted model, not a curated record